Octopus sinensis (East Asian common octopus) is the source of this 1709-nucleotide messenger RNA. Its product is annotated as zinc finger CCCH domain-containing protein 18-like. The transcript has 5 exons. The coding region runs from base 301 to 1164 and encodes 287 amino acids. The record is from RefSeq and is a predicted model, not a curated record. Lineage: Eukaryota; Metazoa; Mollusca; Cephalopoda; Octopoda; Octopodidae.
GCGUGUAUAUACCUACCCCCACAAUUCCACCACCACCACCACCAACAACAACAACAACAACACUUCUCCCCUACAGCUGCCUGCCACUACUGUGUAUCAAGUGAUUUCUUUUCAUACUUUUAAAUAUACUCCACCUGGCUUUACACGUAUCAACUUGGUUAAAACUCAACGAAAACACCUGUGACAGGAUUGUGAAAAAAUAUACACACAGGUAUAUAUAAAUACCUGUGUGUAUAACUAUAUAUUUGUGAACACACACACACACACAUAUAUAUAUAUGAUUAUUAAAUUUUACAAGGAAUGAUUGACCCAGUUUACGGUUUCUUCCUAAUAAUAUGUCUAUGGCUACUUGCGAUGUUCAAAGUGUAUGGUCUGGUAACCAUAAAAUAUCUGCAAACAUUCAAGCUAUCAGGACAAAAGAAAUCAGAAGACAGUGGGAAGAGAGAAGAAGAGAACUGCUUACGUGACGACUGGGAGCAAAGACGGGAGGAGAAUAAGUGCUGUGAUCGGUCGAAAGAAAAAGAACGGGAUCGUUAUGGCCAGCAGACUCGAGAUCAAAGAACCCGCAUUGGACGGUCAGCCGAAGACGAGAACAGUCACCACGAACAGCAGAGAUCAAAUGAGGGCAGCAGCUCUGAACAACAGGUUCCGUUUGAGGAUGGGUUGGGCAAACAGCAGACGCAGGUUACGGCUGACGACUGUGGUGUACAGCGGACACAAGACAAGAGCAGUUGCUAUGAGAAAAAGGCCCCACGGAAGAAGGUCUGGUCGGCAAAUAAGAGUGAAUUGGACUCAUCAUCUGAAGGAAGUAGUAAAACAUCGACAAACAGUCAGGCUUUAAGAACAUCAGACAUAGCCAAGUCUUCCAGUGAAAGCAACAUUUCAAUGAUGUCUUCUAAGGAAACGUGUAGCACAAAACAGAAAUAUUCAAGUCUGAAGAGUAGCAGAAGCCAGCAACAUCAUUGGAAACGGUUGAGUUCUUCUGGACCCACGACCUCAGAACUUAUCAGACGUUUCGAGUCUAAAGACAGAUCAGAGGACAACGUUGUCAGACAUCGGCACCGGAAGAACCAUGUCAGUGUUACCAAACUUGUGGACACGUUUGAAAAUCUUGCUGGGAACAAAAGUCGCCAUUACGUGCAUAUACCUCUGUAUCCUUACUGAAUUCUGAUUGGCUGGCUGGUUGGUCUCACUGCAGGGUUUUCCACCAAUCAGAUUUGCGGGAUGCUGUCAGCAGAUGUGUGACAUCAUUAAUGGCUCUGGUUGCUUUUAAUUUGCUGGAAGACGAUUAUGGAAGACGGGAGGUAGGAUACAAGUCUGGAGAGAAAGGGUGGAUUUGAUUGAAUCAAACCCCACUCCCCCCUACCAAAGUGUAUUGCUAUGUUUGUGUGUUCUUGUUGUCUCUGUUCCUUUCUCACCCUAGGAGAUGAAAAUGCAAUGAUUAACCCUGCUGGGAUUAGAACUUGAAAUUCUGAAUGCAAAAGUUCAAGACAAAAUAUGCAAACAGACAGGAAAUGUUAUUAUUAUUGUCCGGAUUUUUCCAACUCCUUUAUAAACAUAUGUCCAUAAUAAUUCUAACUACUUUUAUCCCCUAAAAUAUAAGGCUAUUAUCUGGCUGAAACAUUAUUAUCAUUACUCUUUUACUUGUUUCAGUCAUUUUGACUGCGGCCAUGCUGGAGCACCGCCUUUAGUCGAGCAACUCGAACCCG